Messenger RNA from Teleopsis dalmanni, 1500 nucleotides. RefSeq names its product NAD-dependent protein deacetylase Sirt2 (gene Sirt2). Bases 148 to 1470 code for a protein of 440 amino acids. The record is from RefSeq and is a predicted model, not a curated record. Gene Ontology annotation, molecular function: NAD+ binding; histone deacetylase activity, NAD-dependent. Lineage: Eukaryota; Metazoa; Arthropoda; Insecta; Diptera; Diopsidae. The transcript has 4 exons.
ACGUAAUUGGUUGGCUGCGUUUUAUUAAUAAAAAUUUUAUUUUUAUAAUAUUUAAAAACGGGAACGUUUCGGCAAAAUUAUUUUAAUAAAUACGGGUUAUAUGGAGUAAUUAAUUUCAUUUUACGAAGAAGUUUAAUUACCGCAAAAAUGAGUGACGACGAAGCGCCAUCAGGCUCGGAUAGAAAAAACAAACCAAAGAAGGAGGACAAAGCUGACAAAAUUAUGGACUCGAUGAGUAAAUUUUUUUCUGCGCUACAUUUGUUUUCCACUGGAGAUGAUUCCGUUGAUGAAAGCAGUGGAGUCAACAAGGUAAUUCAUGAAUUGUCUUUUGAUGGUUUAAUAAAACACUGGAAACAUAAAGGCUUCAAGAAUAUUGUGACAAUGGUAGGAGCUGGUAUCUCCACAUCUGCUGGCAUACCAGAUUUUCGUUCACCUGGAUCUGGUCUCUAUGAUAAUUUGAAAAAAUACAAUUUACCAUAUCCUACAGCUAUAUUUGAGUUAGAUUAUUUCAAUGAAAAUCCCCAACCAUUCUUUGCCUUAGCUAAAGAAUUAUAUCCGGGCACUUUCAAUCCAACACCAUCACAUUACUUUGUGCGUCUACUACAUGAGAAAGGCUUAUUGCUUAGACAUUACACACAAAAUAUUGACACUUUGGAACGCAUCGCAGGUAUACCUGGCGAGAAGUUGGUGGAGGCGCAUGGUACAUUUCACACAAAUCACUGUUUGGAAUGUAGUAAACUAUAUACUAUGGAAUGGAUGAAAGAUCAGAUAUUUGCUGAUAAUGUGCCAACAUGUAGCGUUUGCAAUGGCGUUGUGAAGCCUGACAUUGUGUUUUUUGGUGAAAAUUUACCAGCAGAUUUCUAUGCACUACCAGAGAAGGAUUUCAAAAAAUGUGACUUGCUGAUUAUAAUGGGUACAUCAUUAGAAGUGCAACCAUUUGCAAUGCUUGUUGAUCAUGCAAAAUCUGAUUGCGUGCGUUUGCUGAUUAAUCGCACUAAAGUGGGUCAGAAUAACGACAGGUUAAGUUGGUUUAGUGGUGGACCGAGUUUGAAUUUUGACAGCAAGAAGAAUACAAGGGAUAUAGCUUAUAUUGGUGACUGUGAUGAUGGUGCGUUUGCAUUAGCUGAUGGUUUGGGCUGGGGUAAAGAAUUGCGUAAACUAAUUCAAACUGAGCACCAACGUUUAAAGAAUGAAGCUAAAACUGAAAAAGAAAAUAUUGACAAAAUUAAAAAAAUUGAAGAUACUGACAUAAGUGCUGAAAGCACUGAAGAGCCUUGCACUAGCAAGCAGGCUAGCUCUAGAGUUAAGAAUAAAAAAAUAACUGUAACAGAAGACGUUGAUAAAAAUGAGGAAAGUGAAGAUAUUGAUAAAAUUUCUAAAAGCACUAAUGACUCCAGCCCUAGUCGCAAGCAGGUUAGCCCUAGUGUUAAGAAUAAAAAAAAAACUGUAGUUGAUGAGGCUAAAUUAUAAGUAAUUCGUGCAAUAUAUAUUAAAUAUAUA